CAGCACUAUUUGUACUCGACUCUGACAAGAGUAAAAUACCAAUACGACAUCGUUCUGUCGCCAUAUCAUUUUCUUCUUCCAACUCCAAAGGCACCACAAUUCACAUACCCUUUUGCGCCUGUCUGUCAAUCUCUCAGGUCUCGACACACAAAUGGGUGCGGGGCGUGAAGUGUCCAUCUCAUUGGACAAUGUAAGAGACAAGAACAUGAUGCAACUGAGGAAGAUCAACACUGCACUCUUCCCUAUUCGUUACAAAGAUAAAUACUACUCCGAUGCCCUUGCCUCUGGUGAUUUCACUAAGCUAGCAUAUUAUAGUGACAUUUGUGUAGGUUCAGUUGCAUGUCGACUUGAGAAGAAGGAAGGUGGAGCUGUUUGUAUUUACAUAAUGACUUUGGGUGUUUUAGCUCCAUAUCGUGGUCUGGGAAUUGGUACAAAGCUGUUAAAUCAUGUACUUGAUCUUUGUACAAAGCAGAAUAUCAAAGAUAUUUACUUGCAUGUACAGACAAGUAAUGAAGAUGCCAUUAACUUCUAUAAGAAAUUUGGCUUCGAGGUUACCGGUACCAUCCAAAACUAUUACACAAACAUUACCCCACCAGACUGUUAUGUCCUAACCAAGUUUAUCUCUCAAACAAAGAAAUGAUACGUGGGAGCUACCUUGGUUGAGAUUUCGUCGAGCCUUGACAUAGUUUUGAGGUUCUGAACCUUCUGGUUCUAGUUUUUGUUAUUUAUGGGAUUUUAUACCACAAUUGUUGGACUGCCUCUCUUUUUUCUAUUUUCUUAAUGUGCAACAAGUGGUUUAAUUGUUAAAGAUAUAGGACAGUUCGGUUAAGGCAGAAUUAAGUUAUUGUUUGAGUAUGAUUGACCCCUUUAAUGGUAUAUGUAUCUUCGCACAAAGCUUCAUAGAUAUAUCAUGCAAACAGAAGCGUCGGUUUUUGCUUUA
Messenger RNA from Nicotiana attenuata, 940 nucleotides. RefSeq names its product N-alpha-acetyltransferase 50. NCBI's taxonomy places the organism in Eukaryota, Viridiplantae, Streptophyta, Magnoliopsida, Solanales, Solanaceae. The transcript has 3 exons. Gene Ontology annotation, biological process: mitotic sister chromatid cohesion. The record is from RefSeq and is a predicted model, not a curated record. Bases 152 to 640 code for a protein of 162 amino acids. Gene Ontology annotation, molecular function: N-acetyltransferase activity. Gene Ontology annotation, cellular component: NatA complex; cytoplasm.